AUGGAGGUGCAGCUGGGGGUCGGCCGCGUCUACCCGCGGCCGGGUGGCAGAACCUUCCGCGGGGCUUUUCAGAGCUUCUUUCAGAGCGUCUGCGAGGCUUUCCAGCCGCCGCGGGAGGAACCGGGCACGGGGCAGCUGCCGUCGAGCGCGCCCUGCCCGCCGAGCCCCCGGCCGCCGCCGGGCUCCCCCGCCUGCCUGCCGCCCCCCGAGCCCCGCGCCGCCGGGAAGGCACUGCCGGCCGCCGGCCCCGCCAUCGGCUCGUCCUUCCCCUGCGCCGGCGAACUGAGGGAGCUGCUGGGCGAAGCGGGAUCGAUGCCGCUGUUGCCGCCGCCCGAGGCCGAGCCGGCGGACAAGGACGACCCGCUAGGCGACAGCGCCCGGCAGCUGUGCCGCGCCGUGUCCGCCUCCAUGGGGCUGGCGCUGGAGGCGCUGGAGGCUCCGGCCGAGCCGCUGCCCCGCGAGGACUGCAUGUUCGCCGUGCCCGCCGGGCCGCCCCGCGCCCCGCACCCGCCCGCCCGCGACCCCCCGCCCGCCUUCGCGGCCGCCCUGGCCACCGAGCCGCCCGCCGGGCCGGGGCUGCCCCGCGGCUUCGGCCGCGUCAAGCUGGAGAGCGCGGCGGGGCCGGGGCCCGCGGCGGGCGGCGGCUGGGGCGGUCCGUGCCGCUUCGGGACCGAGCUGGUCCCGCCGGGCCCCGCGCCCCCCUGGCCCACCUUCUUCGCCGAGGAGGGGCAGCUGUACGGGCCGUGCCCCGAGCCGCCCGCCGACUGCCCCGCCGACGCCUGGUACCCGCCAGGCCGGGCGCCCUUCGCCGCCCCCGCCGCCGGCAUCAAGAGCGAGCUGGAGCCCUGGGUCGAGGGCUACGCCGGCGCCUACGGCGACCUCCGGUUGGAGACUGGCCGUGACCAUGUCCUGCCCAUUGACUAUUACUUCCCACCUCAGAAGACCUGCCUGAUCUGUGGAGAUGAAGCGUCCGGGUGCCAUUACGGAGCCCUCACGUGUGGGAGCUGCAAAGUCUUCUUCAAACGGGCGGCUGAAGGCAAACAGAAGUACCUGUGUGCCAGCCGGAACGACUGCACCAUCGACAAGUUCCGACGGAAAAACUGCCCCUCCUGCCGCCUGCGGAAGUGCUACGAGGCCGGGAUGACGCUCGGAGCCCGCAAGCUGAAGAAACUGGGUAACCUGAAGACACAGGAUGAGGUGGAGGCAGGCAGCUCAUCCAGCCCCACGGAGGAGCAAGCUCCCAAGCUGGUGAUGACACGCAUCGAUGGCUAUGAGUGCCAGCCCAUCUUCCUCAACGUCCUGGAGGCCAUCGAGCCCGGCGUGGUGUGUGCUGGCCACGACAACAGCCAGCCAGACUCCUUCUCCAACCUGCUGACCAGCCUGAAUGAGCUUGGGGAGCGGCAGCUGGUCUACGUGGUCAAAUGGGCGAAGGCCCUGCCAGGAUUUCGCAACCUGCAUGUGGACGACCAGAUGUCAAUAAUCCAGUACUCUUGGAUGGGCCUCAUGGUGUUUGCUAUGGGGUGGAGAUCCUUCACCAACGUCAAUUCCAGAAUGCUUUACUUUGCUCCAGACCUGGUCUUCAAUGAGUACCGCAUGCACAAAUCCAGGAUGUACAGCCAGUGUGUCAGGAUGAGGCACCUCUCCCAGGAGUUCGGGUGGCUUCAGAUCACGCCCCAGGAGUUCCUCUGUAUGAAGGCUCUCCUUUUCUUCAGUGUUAUUCCAGUGGAUGGCCUGAAGAACCAGAAGCUCUUCGAUGAGCUCCGCAUGAAUUACAUUAAGGAACUUGACCGUAUCAUCGCCUGCAAGAGGAAGAACCCCACCUCCUGCUCCCGGCGGUUUUACCAGCUCACCAAGGUCCUGGACUCCGUGCACCCGAUUGCCAAGGACCUGCACCAGUUUACAUUUGACCUGUUAAUCAAGGCACACAUGGUGAGCGUGGACUACCCGGAAAUGAUGGCUGAGAUCAUCUCUGUGCAGGUUCCCAAGAUCCUGUCUGGAAAAGUCAAGCCUAUCUACUUCCAUGCACAGUGAUCUUCCAUAGGGACCCCCGAGCUGCCUCCCCCAUUCCAGCCAUCUCCUGCCUGUUAUUUCUGCACUACUGUCCUGCAGUGCCUUGGGGAAUCCCUCUGCAGUGGUGGCCGAGGGGACAGGCAGUGACAGACCUGCUGGGAUUCCUGAGAUUUCUGUUUUCCUGAGGUACCUCUGAACUGAACCCCCGGCCUCGGCCUCUGCCCAGCUCUGGCUGCUUGUGGUGAUGGACAGGGACUGGCACAGAGCAGCAGGACCCCGCCUGCUCUCGUCUCUGUGUUUGUCACCGUGACUCCAGCGGCCCAGGGCCACAGAAGAGUGGGAGAAGUGCCAGUAGUUGGUGGGUUUGGGGUGUUUUCUAUACGCAGAACAUGACA
This is a messenger RNA of Lepidothrix coronata (blue-crowned manakin), 2405 nucleotides long. RefSeq names its product androgen receptor (gene AR). The transcript is spliced from 8 exons. NCBI's taxonomy places the organism in Eukaryota, Metazoa, Chordata, Aves, Passeriformes, Pipridae. Gene Ontology annotation, biological process: male gonad development; androgen receptor signaling pathway; regulation of DNA-templated transcription. Gene Ontology annotation, molecular function: nuclear receptor activity; steroid binding; zinc ion binding. The coding region runs from base 1 to 2031 and encodes 676 amino acids. The record is from RefSeq and is a predicted model, not a curated record. Gene Ontology annotation, cellular component: nucleus.